AUGAGCUAUCAAAUGCAGGAUUGGGGAGAGAAGCCCUCAGAGCGAUCACGAUGGACUCCCCUAACGCGAAUGCUGCUAUCGGGUGAGAUGACCCAAGAGAAGCAACAGGAACUAUCGUCAAGAGAAAAGUUUGAUCGCUGGAUGAUCAACGAAGGUUAUCGAAGAUUCUUCGUCUUUGUCUUUAUGCUUCUUCACGCACUCAUCUUCUCCUUCGCAUGCGUCCACUACUCUCAAAAAGAGAGUCUCAAAACCUCCAAUGAACUCUUCGGCUUCACCUUCGUCAUAGCUCGUUCAGCCGCUCUGGUCCUUCAUGUCGACGUCGCCAUCAUUCUCUUCCCCGUCUCUCGAACCCUCAUCUCGCUCCUUCGACAGACACCUCUCAAUGGCAUCCUCCAGUUCGACAAGAACAUCACCUUCCACAUCGUCACCGCCUGGUCCAUCGUUUUCUGGUCCUGGGUCCAUACCAUUGCUCACUGGAAUAACUUUGCCCAGGUCGCCAUCAAGUACAAGCUUGGUAUCUACGGCUGGUUGGUUGCCAAUUUUGUGUCUGGACCUGGUUGGACUGGCUAUGUCAUGCUUAUUGCGCUGAUGGGUAUGGUUCUCACGUCGACCGAGAAGCCUCGACGAGCAAACUUUGAGCGCUUCUGGUAUACUCACCACAUGUUCAUCGUUUUCUUCUUCUUCUGGUCUAUCCACGGAGCUUUCUGCAUGAUUCAGCCAGAUGUUGCACCGUUCUGCACCAGCGUUGGCGCAUCGGCUGUUGGAGUCUUCUGGCAAUACUGGAUGUACAGCGGUUUCAUUUACCUGGCCGAGCGUAUCGCACGCGAGGUGCGAGGUCGUCACAGGACAUACAUCACCAAGGUCAUUCAACAUCCCAGCAAUGUUUGCGAGAUCCAGAUGAAGAAGGAGCACACAAAGACGCGAGCUGGGCAGUACAUAUUCUUGUGCUGCCCUGCCGUCUCGCUAUGGCAGUACCAUCCCUUCACUUUGACCAGUGCCCCCGAGGAGGACUACAUCUCGGUCCACAUUCGUUGCGUGGGUGACUUUACUAAGGAGCUUUCCAAGGCUUUGGGUUGUGAUUGGAGUAAGAAGAGGGAACCCGGUGGCAACGAUUCCAGCAAAGUCGUUGGUUUGACUGGACGCGACUCCGAGAUCGAUCCAGCUAUCCGCCGUGUUCUCCCCAGAGUCUACGUCGACGGUCCUUUUGGUUCUGCCUCUGAAGAUGUCUUCAAGUACGAAGUCUCGGUGCUUGUUGGUGCAGGUAUCGGUGUUACACCGUUCGCCUCCAUCCUCAAGUCCAUCUGGUACCGAAUGAACUAUCCCCAGAAGAAGACCCGCCUAGCCAAGGUCUACUUCUUCUGGAUUUGCCGUGACUUUGACUCCUUCGAGUGGUUCCGCUCACUGCUUCUGGCAGUUGAAGCGCAGGAUCUGGACCACCGUAUUGAGAUUCACACGUACCUCACAGCCAAGAUCAAGGCCGACGACGCGACAAACAUCAUGAUCAACGAUGCCAACGCCGACAAGGACACCAUCACUGGUCUGCGCAGCCCGACAAACUUUGGCAGACCCAACUGGGACAUGAUCUUUAGAGGUAUCAGGAAGCUGCACAGUCCUGCUGAGGCGGGUGUGUUCUUCUGUGGACCCAAGGGACUGGGAAGUUCGCUGCAUACGUAUUGUAACAAGUACACCGAGCCUGGAUUCUCUUUUGUUUGGGGCAAGGAGAACUUCUAA
Molecule: messenger RNA, 1731 nt
Organism: Fusarium mangiferae
Lineage: Eukaryota; Fungi; Ascomycota; Sordariomycetes; Hypocreales; Nectriaceae
Exons: 3
Coding region: 1-1731 (576 amino acids)
Biological process (GO): superoxide anion generation; defense response
Cellular component (GO): NADPH oxidase complex; plasma membrane
Molecular function (GO): superoxide-generating NAD(P)H oxidase activity
Source: RefSeq, a predicted model, not a curated record